Molecule: messenger RNA, 3273 nt
Organism: Polyodon spathula (Mississippi paddlefish)
Lineage: Eukaryota; Metazoa; Chordata; Actinopteri; Acipenseriformes; Polyodontidae
Product: UDP-glucose 6-dehydrogenase-like
Exons: 12
Coding region: 114-1601 (495 amino acids)
Biological process (GO): glycosaminoglycan biosynthetic process
Cellular component (GO): cytosol; nucleus
Molecular function (GO): UDP-glucose 6-dehydrogenase activity; NAD binding
Source: RefSeq, a predicted model, not a curated record
UUAUUUUUUCUUUUCUUUUAGUUUAAGUAGAUUCAUAUAGAGGCAUUUCCAUUAGAGCAUCUUAUUUUUACUUGGGAUUCUCAAUAGUUGACAGAAACUGAAAGACUGUGAAGAUGGUGCAGAUUAAGAGAAUCUGCUGUAUUGGUGCUGGCUACGUUGGAGGUCCGACCUGCAGUGUCAUUGCUCAAAUGUGCCCUGAAAUCACAGUAACAGUCGUGGAUGUAAACGAGGAUCGGAUUAAAGCCUGGAACUCGGAUAGCCUUCCCAUCUUUGAGCCUGGUCUUCAGGAAGUGGUGGAGUCCUGCCGCGGCGUUAACCUCUUCUUCUCCACUGACGUUGACGAUGCUAUCAAAGAAGCAGACCUAGUGUUUAUUUCAGUAAACACACCAACCAAGACUUUUGGGAUUGGUAAAGGUCGUGCUGCAGACCUCAAGUACAUUGAGGCGUGUGCCCGUAGGAUAGCAGACGUAUCCAAUGGGUUUAAGAUCGUAGUGGAGAAGAGCACAGUGCCCGUCAGAGCGGCUGAGAGCAUCCGGAGGAUAUUCAAUGCCAACACCAGAUCCAGCCUCAACUUCCAGGUUCUCUCCAAUCCAGAGUUUUUGGCUGAAGGAACAGCCAUUUCUGACCUGAAGAACCCAGACAGAGUGCUUAUUGGUGGAGAUGAGACCCCAGAGGGUCAAAGGGCGAUUGAGGCUCUCCGCACCAUCUAUGAACACUGGGUACCCAAGACUAAAGUCAUCACCACCAACACCUGGUCAUCCGAGCUCUCCAAGCUGGCUGCCAAUGCUUUCCUGGCCCAGCGCAUCAGCAGUAUCAACUCCAUUAGUGCCCUCUGUGAAGUGACGGGCGCCGAUGUGGAGGAGGUGGCACAUGCCAUCGGCACAGACAAGAGGAUUGGGAGCAACUUUCUCAAGGCCAGUGUUGGUUUUGGUGGUAGCUGUUUCCAGAAGGAUGUUCUCAACCUGGUUUACCUCUGCGAAGCUCUCAACCUCCCUGAAGUAGCCAGGUACUGGCAGCAGGUGAUCGAGAUCAACGAUUAUCAGCGUCGACGCUUCUCCUCUCGCAUCAUCGGGUGCCUCUUCAACACUGUGACUGACAAGAAGAUUGCUCUGCUCGGGUUUGCCUUCAAAAAGAACACCGGUGACACAAGAGAGUCCUCCAGUAUAUACAUCAGCAAGUACCUGAUGGACGAAGGGGCUCGCCUGCAUGUUUAUGAUCCGAAAGUAAAGAAAGAGCAGAUUAUUCAGGAUCUGUCUCAUCCCACCAUCUCUGAAGAUGACCCAGACAGAGUGUCCCGCCUGGUUACCAUUUCCACAGAUCCCUAUGAGGCAUGUGAAAAUGCUCAUGCCAUUGUAAUUUGCACAGAGUGGGACAUGUUCAAGGAGCUGGACUAUGAAAGGAUCUGCAAGGCCAUGUUGAAGCCAGCAUUCAUCUUUGAUGGUAGGAGAAUCCUGGACAGCCUUUACGAUAAGCUGCAGAAUAUGGGCUUCCAGGUGGAGACGAUUGGCAAGCGAAUUAGUCAGAAGAUUCCGUUCACUGUCAACAAUGACAUCGCAAAAGUAGAUCUCCAAGCCCCUCCUACUAAGAAAAGCAAAUCUUAAACUACUAUAGUUUUUAACUUUUUAAAAAAAAAAAUUGUGUGUGUAGGGCGGUGAGGUUUAAAUACAGUAUUGCAGGUUUUUUUUUUUUUUUUUACUUUAUGUACUCAUGACAUUUAAAAAUGCUUCUUUUGGGCACACUUUGCUGGAGAUAAGAUUUUAGAAAAGGUGCAAUUUUGUGAGACAGAACUGGACAGUCUGAUUUGGAGAAACCGCUCCACUUUCCCGCUGUGGAACGUGUUCCGCUUGUUCGGUGGAACAGCCCGGUCUGCUUGAUAAGCGGUUCCACAUGGUGAAACAUGGUGGCGCCCUGCAAGUACAGCUGUAUUCUAGUAUUAGAUAAAUGACAAACUGUACUUGCAAUACUGGCAAAACACAAUAAAUGUAGCCUCAAUUUUUUACAAUGCUCUGUACUAUCUAGUGAGAAGUUUGAUAUAUUUGACCCAUAAUAAUAAUAUAGCUUUAUUACAUAUGCAAACUGUAGUAUAUGGAAGAGCCCCAAGGCCAUUCAAGAAAAAUUGAAAAUGACUUGAAACUGAGGAUUUUGAUUCUGAAACGAGAGGUUUUCUUUUUAAAACUCAAAGAAAGUGAUUUUGCAAAAAGGCUAAAACCUGUUCCUGUUCCACAUCGAACAAGCUGAACGUAUCCAGGUGUGCGGGUACACAUCAUAAACACAAGCAUUCAGUAUUGAUAGCAGUGAAGCGGCUCUGCCCAUUUUUAAUGUGUGUGUAUUUCUAGCAAAGGUUGAUAUUUCAAAGGCUGCAAGCGCCUUGCAGACUUUUUCAGGAUUCCAAAAAGAGGUUAAGGUUACACAGGUUACAGGUGUGCUUUAUAUUGAAGUACAGCUUCAAAUAUUUACCAAACAAAAUUUUAUAGAAGCCUAGUAGUGGCAGACUUCUUUUGUGUGUUGUGUUGUAUACAAAACAAAACAGCAAGCAGAAAUACCGGUACUGAGAUGGCUUAACAUUUAAAAAAAAAAAUUCAAAGGUAACACUUGGUACGUGUUCUUUCUUUUAAUAACGGUGUAAUUGCAGUCAAAACUGAUUUGAAGCUUUUAAUGGGAGAAUUGGUGCAUUUUGCAAGAUCAUAAUAUGAAACAAGGAAUGAAGUUAAAAAGUUAAAAAAAAAAAAAAAAAAAAAGCAAUAACCACUGUUCUCCUCCUUGCCUAUGUUGAUAGUCACAGUUAUGUAAAAACAAUCAUGGCUUCAGAAGAUAGUGUUUAUGUGAGGCAGAACUUGGGAAGCAUUACUAAAACAUAAACCCUGCAUUAACAUAUCAUUUUGUUUAAAGAUGCAUUCAAGAUUUUAUUUAAUUGUAUAGUUACUGUUUGUUUCUACUUCUAUAUUAAACAAAUAAGCAAAGCUAAUUGUUCUGCAUCCAAUAGGAUUGGUGACCUAUUUUUAGUACCGGAAUAUAGACUAGAAUUAUUAUGUAUGUAUGUAUGUAUGUAACUGGGUGUGUUUUACAUUCCUACAGAUGGACCAGAGUUCUGAAGUAAGAUUCCUUUUUAAUAAGGGUUUCAUAAUGCAUUUAAAUGAGUUGAUCAAACUUUUUUAUGAUUAUGAUUUUUGUGUCAGAUACAGGUCAAUUUGAUUAGGGUCAAAGAAAAGCAAUUGUCAACUGCAGAGUUACAGAUUUGACAUGACAUGUACAUGUACUGUGUAUUAUUAUUAU